AUGUGUGGGCUUGCAAGCCGGGGCUGACUGAGCCUCAGUGUUUGUCGAACGCCUCUCUCCGAGUCGGGGACGAGCGAAACCCACGGAAAGGUGCGAGUGAGUGGUCUUUCACCACCCCCUGCACAGAUUCGCGAAGACCCAGAGAUUCGUGCGGCUACGGGAGACUUAGAAUGCGACUUCGUUGCAGGAGCAAGCGUCUUUGGGGAAACGUUGGAGAGUAACAAAGAAGAGAGAGGGAAGGGGGGAGGCAACGUGUUGUCUCAGCAGGCGAGCAGCUGGCGGAACAACUGGGCACAGAAAAUACUGCUUCCUGAACACAGUGGCAUGUAAAAAAAAGGAUUGACUCAGCAACUGGCUCUUUCAUUCUGGUAACAAAAAAAAAAUCUUGAACCAUGACGACCUCGGAAAAUUUUUCAAACUGGGUGACCUUUGAUGAUGACCCCGGAUUUAAAGCUUGGGGCGAGGCCAACCCCGACGGGCAUUCAUUCGCGGAGCAGAAGGGGAGCGGCGCCCUUGAUCUGCUCACGUUUGAGUCGCAGCAAAGCGCCUCCCUCCCCGCGCCAUCCACGAGCAACGGGACGUUUCCCACUCCCGUGGCUCAGCAACCAUCGCCGCCGCACACUCCGCUCCACCCAUCGAAUCCAUUCCUCAUCAAUCUAUACGACGAUGUCCAGCCCUCCACCAUAAACCCUUUUCAGUCGUUCUUUGACAGUUUUGAGAACCCGGAAGAGAAGGGAACUGGGCAGCAGCAACAACAACAGCAACAACAACAGCAGCAACAACAACAGCAGCAGCAGCAACAGCAGCAGCAGUCCGGUCAAGAGUCGCCGCAACUUCUGUUGAACGGAUCCUAUCACUCAGAAGACUUAAAUGCGUCGGUUGACUCGACAAAGCCUGACCCACACGCCGAGGUCAUUGACAAACUUAAACAAAUUCAGAUUGUGGACUCGUACGCGCAGGAAGAUCCUUAUUUGUCCGACGAAUCUGUUGACACUCCGUAUGCUUACUGCCCAGACUUCCCCGAGGUCGAAUCAAAAGACGGCUGGCCACUGAUGAUGAGGAUUCCGGAGAAGAAAACGAAGAUGUCCUCCCGGCAGUGGGGGAAUAUCUACACCACCGUCUCUGACGGCCUCCUUAUGUUCUACUACGAGAAGGGUCUCGAGAAGCCCUUCAAGGAAUUCCAGCUGCAGCCCGACCACGAGCUCUCGGAACCCCGGCUGGAAAAUUUUAACGAGCUCGGCAAAAUCCACACCAUCAGGAUUGAGUGUGUCUCCUUCAAGGAGAAGCGCAAGUACCCGAGCAAAAUCUUGCAGGCCCAUGGCGAAACGAGGACGGAAUUGCUCAAGCUGGGCACACCCGACUACAACGACUUCACCAGCUUCCUGCAGACGAUUCGCGAUCAGCUGAUGCACCUCACAGUGCCGCUGGACAGGUGCUCGGUGUACACCGAGGACACCGUGGAAAUCGAGGUUGCGGAUGAAUUUAGGGGCAUCUUAAGGAAAGACGACAGCACCUUGGUCAAGCAUUCCGUCACGACACACAUAUAUGCCAUGGCACUCGUCUCUGGGAAGCCUGAGUGCGUCAUCGGCAUCAACGACAUUGACGUCAGGGGCAAGGAGAGCGUCAACAGGCAGGACAUUAUUGCGUCUUCGUGCAACAAUUGGAUCAGACUGCACGACUGUCAAUUUCACUCCUGCGUGGAUGCUGCUGCCUUUGCCGAGUCAAAAGCGAUCAAAUUCACGCCUCCGGACGCCUGCAAGAUUGAAGUAAUGCGCUUCCGGACGGCGUACUGCGAGAAGGAGACUCCGUUUUCUCUGAAAACCGUGGCAACGGUCCGCGGGGCCUUCAUCGAGCUGCAGUCGUGGCUGUUGAUGUCGCCGGGCUUCUCGCCGAACAGGAACGUCUUGCGGCAGGUGCCCUGCGAGAACGUGAUGGUGCGUUACCCCGUUCCGCCGGACUGGGUCAAGAUCUUCCGCACGGAAAACUUCAUCAAGCAGAAGUCGCUCCUGGCCAAGGUGAACAAGAGCGCCAAGUUUGGCACGACCAGCGUCUCCGGCUCGGAGCCCGUCAUGCGUGUGACGAUCGGCACGGCGAAGUACGAGCACGCGUACAACGCCAUUGUGUGGCGCAUCGACAGACUCCCCGACAAAAACGCCGCGGCCGACCACCCGCACUGCUUCACGUGCCGCCUGGAGCUGGGCUCGGACCAGGAGGUGCCGAGAGGCUUCUUCCACUCGUUGGAGGCGGAGUUCGACAUGCAGACCACCACCGCCUCUGGGGCGAACGUCCGCUCCGUGAGCGUGGUGGGGAACGUGGACGCUAUCAAGAACAUCAGCUACCGAGGGCAUUAUCGGUACCAGCCCAAGCUCUACACAGCUGUGAUUGAGGAUGUUGUGCAAAAUCUAAAAGACAUCUUCCUGGAUGAGGGAGUGGAUGAACAUGUUUUGCAAGAACUUAAGCAGCUCUGGGAAAGCAAGUUAAUGCAGUCAAAGGCUCUGGAGAGCCUGCAGCAUCAGGAGAACUUGAUGAUCGCCCGUGCACAGCAGCCACAUCAGCAGAACAAGAAACCCUCGCCUACAGUGGCUGUAGUUAGGCCACAAACAACUGCAGCUGGUGUGUUGCCAGAUCAGAGAAAUGUUCAAAUGACUACAACUACAGUGAGUACGCCUGUUGCGACAAUGACUCUACCGACUGGCGUGAUCUCGCCGUUUCAAGUCACUGCUCUUUCCCAAGGCAUGAUUGGUCGAAUGCCGGUGGUGGUGAGCCAGGGAGGCCAGCAGAUUGUUUCACCGCAGUUUCUGCAGCAUAUUCAACAGAUGCAGCAGUUCCAGCAGGUCCCGCAAAUGCAGCAGAUCCAGGUUCAGCACGUACCCACCAUACAGCAGGUGAGACAAGUUCCAACCAUCCAGCAGAUGCAGCAGGGACAGCCAGGACAGCCUGGCCAGCUCCAGAUCCUGCAACAGCUGCCUUCGGUCUUGCAGCUGCAGCAGGUUUCUCAGGCCCAGACACAAGGUCAGACACCUGUCAUACAGCAGCAGUCUCAGCAGCAGCAUGCUCAACAACAACAGCAGCAGCAACAACAGCAACAACAGCAGCAGCAAGCAGGGCUGACGCAGUUGCUGCAGCUGCAACAUGUCAACCCCCACAUGCUGCCGGGGCAAAUGCAAAAUACCACGUGCCACCCUGGAGUGAUCCAACAGCAGAUGCCUCAGCAAGUCAUUACUCAGCUGACCUCAACACAUCAGAACUUGCCACCCGGCUCUGUGUUGUUGCAGCAGCAGCAGCAGCAGCCGCCUGUGUCGCAGCAUCAGUCUGUCAUCACGGGGCGUGUUCAGCCUGCUCAGCAGGCAGGUGUUGCAAUUGGACAGGUGAGCAGUGCAUCUUCAAGUGCGCAGCCACCUGUAAUCAUCCAAGUUGAUGGUGCUGGAGAUACUUCAUCAGAGGAUGAAUAUGACGAAGAGGAAGAAGAUAAAGACAAGGAUGAUGACUUGGGCGAGGAGGCGGAGCAUGUGGAGGAGGAACCUUUGAAUUCUGAGGAUGAUGUCAGUGAUGAGGAGGGCACGGAGCUUUUUGAAACUGACAAUGUGGUCGUGUGUCAGUAUGACAAAAUCCACCGGAGCAAAAACAAAUGGAAGUUCCACCUGAAAGAUGGCAUCAUGAACCUCAAUGGUAGGGAUUUUGUGUUUUCCAGAGCCACCGGUGAUGCAGAAUGGUAAUUGAAUUCGUACACGUAUUUGAUUCUCGCAAGGCUUAUAUAAAUUGCCUCAAUGCCAAUUCCAUGUUCGAUGAGCCAACUUGGUAGUCCAAUCCCAGGAUUCCAUUCAGCAUUACCUUGUUGUUAAACUGCUUGAAACUGACUGCAUGUGCAGUUUUGCAGAGAAGAUGGUACCAUUUUAGUCAUGCAGCUGUGAAAUGAGCUUGGAUGUCUGUAGGAUUAACGGAAGAUGGAUACAUUAAUGUGGCACACUAAAUGAUUUUGUAAUAUCUUAAUUACCAAUGUAUACUAUAGGCUGUUGACAUUAGUUGUUAAUUUGGUGUUUUUUCCCCGCAAACUGAAAAGGUUUGAUUUUUUUUUCCUCCUGAAAUUGAUGGGAUUGUGGUCGUCAAUAGGUUUUUUGUAAUUGUUAACUUUUUUGAAAGAGCUUAGUGAAAAUCAUUUAUAAAUAUAUUAGCUAUUUUAGCAUGUGCGUAAAUUUUAAUCACAAAGAUAAGCACAGGCUUUAAUUCUGUAGUACUGUUAUCCAUAAAAUAUGUAACUAUAGCAAAUGAGUGAUCUUGCAUGGUGAGGAUGCUAAUAUUGCUCAUCAUGAACCCCUUUGGGAAGUUUUCAUUUAAUCAUGUAAAUAGUAUAACUUGUUCAUUUAAGCUGUUAAAUGUUUUAUAUAAAUGAGAUAUUUUACGUAAUAGAAUAUCAUUAUUUGAAUGUUUAAUGUUGAAUUUAUAUAAGUUAAACUUUGUUUUAAAAACAGUUAAAAUACUGUGUUAGUAUUUUACUUGUGUGCAUGAAAGUAUUUUAAAAUCGAGUCAGAAAUCAUAUUAUGAUAUUGCCUUUUUUCUGUACCUACAAGUGCAAUUGUGCUGUUUAUAAGCAAUAUAUUCCCAAGUGCCUUAGCACUGCUUAAAUAAGCAGCCAGAUCUUACGUGGCACAUGUCAAAAAAAUAUAUUAACAGUUGCAGUUGUUCACAUUUUACAGAUGGUGUUACAUUCGUCUGUUUGGUUGUAGUUCAGUAUUUGCAUUUUCAUUGCUUGCCUGCACUGUUGACCAAGACAGGGUUUGUGUACAGUAUAUCAUGACUCAUGGGUGUUGUGUGAUUAGUGUGAAAAUCCUGAUUGACAUUAUGGCAUCACAACUUGCACACACUUGAGAAUUUACUGUUUUAUGUGGUAUGUACUUGAUCAGAAACUUGAUAUAUCCUGUCUUUUUCUACAACGGCAAUAAAUCAAGCAGGCGUCAUGAAAAUGUUGUGCUUAUUAACCUAUUGUGUUGAAGACGAACUCUUUCAAAACUCUCACUUUGUAGUGAAGAAAUAAGUUGACAUCUGAUUCCAAAAGCAUUGUAGAUAAUGGUUAAUUAAAUGGUGUACUUUUUCAUUGACCGCUGUUUUAUUAGUUGUUACAGGUAUACGCUGUAAUGAUCUGACAUAAAUAUGCAGAUGAACUCCUUAUUACAGUACAAGUUUGCAUGUUUUGGUGUUUCCUAGUGUGAUAAUUUAAUGUUGGAUUGUUAAUUGUGGCAUUUGCAAUGCGCUGUUUUAAAUGUUGAAAUGCAAUAUGUGCACUGCAGCUUUAUGUACCUUCAUUUUAUGUUGCAUUUUGUUGGGUGAAGUGUGAAACGUGAAAGCUGUAUGUGGUUUAUAUAAAAUUUGCAUUGAUGGACAAAGGGGUUGGCAGGCUAAAUUUCUUUACAAUUUAUGAAAUUCUUUAUGAAUAAACAUUUACAAUUAUUCCUAUA
Molecule: messenger RNA, 5453 nt
Organism: Lethenteron reissneri (Far Eastern brook lamprey)
Lineage: Eukaryota; Metazoa; Chordata; Hyperoartia; Petromyzontiformes; Petromyzontidae
Product: stonin-2-like
Biological process (GO): endocytosis; transcription initiation at RNA polymerase II promoter
Cellular component (GO): transcription factor TFIIA complex
Source: RefSeq, a predicted model, not a curated record